Molecule: messenger RNA, 2873 nt
Organism: Brachypodium distachyon (stiff brome)
Lineage: Eukaryota; Viridiplantae; Streptophyta; Magnoliopsida; Poales; Poaceae
Product: 5-methyltetrahydropteroyltriglutamate--homocysteine methyltransferase 1
Exons: 14
Coding region: 323-2623 (766 amino acids)
Molecular function (GO): 5-methyltetrahydropteroyltriglutamate-homocysteine S-methyltransferase activity; zinc ion binding
Source: RefSeq, a predicted model, not a curated record
AAGGGUAAGCCGCCUCCCCACCACUCCCUCGCGCCUGUAUAAUCCGUGCCGAAUUUCCCUCUCCGCCGUCCCGUGCUUCAGUUUCCUAGUAGUUCCAUCUUCCUCUCCUCCCUCUGUCUCGUGCUCUGACCCGCCCGAUCGAGCUCCAGUCGCGGCACAAUGCGGCUGUAAAGAGUAAACUCUCUCGUGUAGUCUACGGCCGCUGCGCCCUAGUGCUGCCGUCGUACUAAGGUCGGCGUCACCGCCGACGCCGAUCGCACGCGUCGCCGCCAUCGCCGUUCCCGUUCGCGUCCCCGAUAUUGGACAUUGGUUUUUGAGAAAGAUGGCGUCCCAUAUUGUUGGAUACCCUCGCAUGGGCCCCAAGAGGGAGCUCAAGUUUGCCUUGGAGUCUUUCUGGGAUGGGAAGAGUAGCGCUGAAGAUCUGGAGAAGGUUGCCACUGACCUCAGGGCCAGCAUCUGGAAACAAAUGUCUGAGGCUGGGAUCAAGUACAUCCCCAGCAACACCUUCUCAUACUAUGACCAGGUGCUUGACACGACGGCCAUGCUUGGCGCUGUCCCAGACCGCUACUCUUGGACUGGAGGGGAGAUCGGUCACAGCACCUACUUCUCAAUGGCCAGGGGCAAUGCCACUGUCCCUGCUAUGGAGAUGACCAAGUGGUUCGACACCAACUACCACUUCAUUGUACCUGAAUUGGGCCCAGAAACCAAGUUCUCAUAUGCUUCACACAAGGCUGUCUCUGAAUAUAAGGAGGCAAAGGCGCUCGGUGUUGACACUGUUCCAGUGCUGGUUGGACCAGUCUCAUACUUGCUGCUCUCUAAGCCUGCAAAGGGUGUGGAGAAAUCAUUCUCUCUUCUUUCACUUGUUGGUAGCAUUCUUCCCAUCUACAAAGAGGUUAUUGCUGAGCUGAAAGCAGCUGGUGCUUCAUGGAUUCAGUUUGAUGAGCCCACGCUUGUUAAGGACCUUGAUGCUCAUCAAUUGGCUGCAUUCACUUCGGCAUACACUGAUCUUGAGUCAUCACUCUCUGGAUUGAAUGUACUUAUUGAGACAUACUUCGCUGAUGUUCCUGCUGAGUCCUACAAGACCCUCACUUCAUUGAGCGGUGUGACUGCCUAUGGUUUUGAUCUUGUCCGUGGAACUAAGACACUUGAUCUUGUCAAGAGUGUGGGUUUCCCGUCUGGGAAAUACUUGUUUGCUGGUGUUGUAGAUGGACGGAACAUUUGGGCUGAUGAUCUUGCUGCAUCUCUCAGCACUCUUCAGUCUCUUGAGGCUGUUGUUGGCAAGGAUAAGCUUGUGGUGUCCACCUCUUGCUCGUUGAUGCACACUGCUGUUGAUCUUGUAAACGAGACUAAGCUUGACAGUGAGAUCAAGUCAUGGCUUGCAUUUGCUGCCCAAAAGGUGGUUGAGGUGAAUGCUCUUGGCAAGGCUUUGGCUGGUCAAAAGGAUGAGGCUUACUUUGCAGCAAACGCUGCUGCUCAGGCCUCAAGGAAAUCAUCUCCCAGAGUGAAUAAUGAGGAAGUUCAGAAGGCUGCGGCUGCUUUGAAGGGCUCUGACCACCGACGUGCUACCACUGUUUCUGCUAGACUGGACGCUCAGCAGAAAAAGCUCAACCUACCUGUCCUUCCAACAACCACAAUUGGUUCAUUCCCUCAGACUAUGGACCUAAGGAGGGUCCGCCGUGAGUACAAGGCGAAGAAAAUCUCUGAGGAAGAGUAUGUCAGUGCUAUCAAGGAAGAAAUUAGCAAGGUUGUCAAGAUCCAGGAGGAGCUUGACAUUGAUGUGCUAGUGCAUGGAGAGCCUGAGAGAAAUGACAUGGUUGAGUACUUUGGUGAGCAAUUAUCUGGUUUUGCGUUUACUGCCAAUGGAUGGGUGCAAUCUUAUGGAUCACGUUGCGUGAAGCCACCUAUUAUUUAUGGUGAUGUCAGCCGCCCCAACCCCAUGACAGUCUUCUGGUCCAAGAUUGCUCAGAGCAUGACCAAGCGCCCCAUGAAGGGAAUGUUGACUGGUCCUGUCACAAUCCUCAAUUGGUCUUUUGUCAGGAACGACCAGCCAAGGUUUGAGACAUGCUACCAGAUUGCUCUUGCAAUUAAGAAGGAGGUUGAGGAUCUUGAAGCUGGUGGCAUUCAGGUGAUCCAGAUCGAUGAGGCUGCUUUAAGAGAGGGCCUUCCGCUGCGCAAGUCCGAGCAUGCUUUCUACUUGGACUGGGCUGUCCACUCUUUCAGAAUCACCAACUGCGGAGUACAGGACACCACUCAGAUACACACACACAUGUGCUACUCUAACUUCAACGAUAUCAUUCACUCCAUCAUUAAUAUGGAUGCCGAUGUCAUCACCAUUGAGAACUCCCGUUCUGAUGAGAAGCUCCUGUCCGUCUUCCGUGAGGGUGUGACAUACGGUGCUGGCAUUGGCCCUGGCGUCUAUGAUAUCCACUCUCCCAGGAUCCCCUCCACAGAGGAGAUUGCUGACCGCGUCAACAAGAUGCUUGCCGUGCUCGACACUAACAUCCUGUGGGUGAACCCUGACUGUGGUCUCAAGACCCGCAAGUAUGCUGAGGUGAAGCCUGCCCUAACCAACAUGGUUUCUGCCGCCAAGCUCAUCCGCACUCAGCUCGCCAGCACAAAAUGAACAACUGGAUAGUACCUCGUCCUAAAGUUGGAACCAAAGUUGGAACAAGACGCAAGCGGCCAUUUGUUUCAAUAAUCUGGGUCUUAUUGUACCCGUGGUGUUUGGUUAGGUUAGUCUUGUUUGGAUACACCGUUACAUGUUGUAUUUUAUAUUUGGUGGGUAUUUUUUUCUUCCUUUCAGGAUGUUAUCUGGAGUAUAUGUGCUACAGUUUAUAAACUGAAUUGAGAAAAUGCAGUCAUUGUUUUGCAUC